AUGAAUUCCCUGAAUGGCUUCUUUGAACCACAAAAUUUAGAUGAUGAUAACAAAUGCUAUUGUGACCAAUGUGGAGAAAAGACAACAACACAACAUGGCUACAGAGUGCGUUCUUGGCCACAAAUACUAUGCCUACAGCUAAAACACUUUGGCUUUGCUGCAAGCUUGAGGAAAGUGGUCAAAAACAAUAAUUUUAUGGAAUUUCCAGAAAGCAUCAACUCGGAGAAUUGCAAAAAAGAAUUUCCUAACCUCAAGAACAUCCCACAAUACAAACUCAUGUCUGUGAUUGUUCAUAAGGAUAUUGCAUCCCUUGGCCAUUAUUAUGCUUAUAUAAGGAAUGUUCAGGAAAUGGAGUGGUACUGUUUCAAUGAUGAACAUGUUACGGGAGCAACAUGGGAAGAUGUUAAAAAGACAUUUGGAUCCAGCUCCUCACCAGGUCAAUUUCAAAUGAGUGGAAUAGCUUAUCUUCUGUUUUACAAAAGGAUGGAUUGAUCGUUUCAGGAACGCAGACUUUGCUGUCAUCCAGCUGGGGAUCAACACCCUUCUUCAUUCUUCGUUGCAUUACUAUAACUUUAUCAUUUUAUCUUGGCUUUUCAAUAAAAUGUAUUACCUGCUUGGAGAUAUUAAUAUUUUCUAAUUAAAUCACGAGGACACGGCUGGAAAUCAGAAAAAUAAUCUUCAUACUAAAUCUGAAUGCUAAGUGAAUUCAAAACAUUUUCCAAUUUUGAAACAUUGGUUUGUUAAAAAUAGUUUUGCAUUACCAAAAAGAUGGGAAAAUGCUACUGAAACCAUUAAGAGUAAACUGAUUCUCAAAUCCUCUUCCAAAUAUAAAUAUUGAACUUUGACUCACCCUGAAAAAUGUCAUACAAAUACGAAAUUUGCAAGACUUUUACUUACAUUUUAUAAUGAAACUAUUCUGUGUUGAUUAAAGAUUGAGAAACAAACUUAUUCCUAUCAAAGAUAUCGAAAAUACUUUCAAAUAUCCAUGGCUUGUUAGUUUUCCCCCCUUUUUUAAAAAUACCUGAAUUAAGUAUUAAAAUUCUAAACCAGCUUGUAAUAAAAUGUCUCUAGGAGAGAAUCCACCACAGGCUCCAAAUGGAAUCUGCUGAACCAGAAAAGUCAAUUGGCUUCAGUCUUCAGACUUGAGAAGAGUGAGUUCCACUGCUGGCAAGAUUCAUAGUAAGUCAUUCUGGAACGAACUGCUAGAAUGGAUAGUCAUGUUGGACUUGGUUCUGACACCCUGACACAUCGGUCAACAAUCACUGUUUAAUGUAACAGGUAAUAAAUGGAUUUUUGGGUGAAGACUGUCAUUUAAUAAAAAAAUUGAACAUGGAUUGUCAACACAAAAAGCAUUGCUGAUUUGUUAGAUUAUGAGAAGGAUUAGCAAAACUGUAUGAAAAGUGAAUGGAUAGAUUUUGUAUUUUGUGUUGUUAUAGGGUGGCUCAGUGGUUAGCAUUGCUACCUCACAGCGCCAGGGACCUGGGCUCAAUUCCACCCUCUGGCAACUGUCUGUGUCGCACAUUCUCUCUUUUUAUUGAUAUGAUGGCAACAGCUAGCUCAACCUUACCACCAUCCACUGUUGCUAAAUUAUCAAUCUGCUUAUUUAACGUCUUGUACUGGAUGGGCAGAAAUUUCUCUCCUGUUAAAUAUUGGAAGAUUGAAGGCAUUGUUUUUGGUCCCUGCUCCAAAUUCCAUUCCAUAACUAAUUCUAAUUCUGGACCAAUUCUAUCCCUCUCCCUGAACAGUCUGAAUUGAAGUCUGUCUGUUCACAUCCUUGAUAUGCCAUUUGACUGUGAGGUGAGUUUCCAACAUUAUAUUCGUGCCAUCACUAAGAUGGCUUUUUUCAACCUCUGUACUACCACUUGGCCUCGCCUUUGACUCAGUUCACCGGCUGCUGAAGCCUUCAUUCAUGCCUUUGUCAGCCCUGUUACAACUACUUCUGGUUUGUCUCCCACAUUCUAUCCUGAGUAAAUUUGAGGCUCUGUAACUAUAUUAUCAAUACCUUAAAGAGCUGCAAGUCCAUUUCCCCUAUGCUUGCUGGCCUUCAAUGACUCUUGAUCAAUUGGCAUCUUGAUUUUAAAAUUCUUAUCUUUGACUUUGACCUUUCCUAGGUUUAUAAUUUCCUCCAAUCCUGUUCAGAUAUCUACACUCUGAUUCUGUCCGCAUAUGUGCUCCAACUGAAAAUAACUCCAUCAUUGGUAGCUGUGUCUAGAGUUGUCUAAGCCCCAAACUCUGAACCUCUACUUACACCUUUCUGUCUCAAUAACUCCCUUUCCUCCUCCUU
Molecule: messenger RNA, 2284 nt
Organism: Rhincodon typus (whale shark)
Lineage: Eukaryota; Metazoa; Chordata; Chondrichthyes; Orectolobiformes; Rhincodontidae
Product: ubl carboxyl-terminal hydrolase 18-like
Exons: 6
Coding region: 1-492 (163 amino acids)
Biological process (GO): protein deubiquitination
Cellular component (GO): nucleus; cytosol
Molecular function (GO): cysteine-type deubiquitinase activity; cysteine-type endopeptidase activity
Source: RefSeq, a predicted model, not a curated record